Notodromas monacha is the source of this 1989-nucleotide messenger RNA. The record is from the annotation of a GenBank genome assembly. Lineage: Eukaryota; Metazoa; Arthropoda; Ostracoda; Podocopida; Cyprididae.
UUCUCGAAUUUUCCUCCAGGAUCCGUGUGUCCAAAGAAUUGUGUGCGCAGAAUUUGAAUGUGAAGCUAGCUUUGACUGUCGAAGUCUUUACAAGUUGUCUGAAGAAUGGCUCAUACACCGCUUUCCGAAGGCUUCUUCGAGCGAGUUGCACGGAGCGAUGGAGGCCAGACUGAUGAACAGCCCGUUCUUCAAGUUAUUGGUACAAGGCCAUUGAACAACGGCGAAAGAUAUCGCUUGCUCGUUUCUGAUGGUCUAUAUUGCAAUCCCUGGGUAAUGUUGGCGACGCAGUUGAACGAAUUGGUUAUCAACAAAGCAAUUCAUCGGUUCUGCGUCAUCAAAGUCCGAAAACAUAUUUGCAACGUGAUGAACGCCAGCAAAAAUAGCGAUUCCAGCAGUAGGAAGAUAUUGAUCUUGCUGGAGGUUGACGUCCUGCAUGAAGGCGAAUCCAUUGGACAAAUCGGGAAUCCGACGCAGUUGAAUCAAGAUGGCAGUGUGAGCGCCCCCGCGUCUUCUGAAACCACCGCCACGACACCGGCGCCGAAACCGACCACGAACGGAGUCUCCGGAGUAAAAAGACCCUUGUCAUCUCCGAAUGUCGCGGAACAGCCAAAACCUAAGACCAAGUCGCACGUGGCAGCGUCGAACGAUCUCAGCAAGGAAACCAUCGCGCCAAUCUCUUUCCUUUCGCCGUAUCAAAACAACUGGGUUCUGAGAGCGAGAGUGACGCAAAAGUCUGAUAUCCGGACUUACUCGAAUUCCCGCGGUGAAGGAAAGUUGUUUUCUAUGACGAUUGCCGACGAAUCUGGAGAAAUACGGGUCACUUUCUUCAAUGAGGGUGUUGACAAGAACUUCGACAACCUGGAAGUUGGCCGAGUGUAUUACAUCAAGGGUGGUAGACUGAAGGCUGCGAACAAACAAUACAGUUCAGUCAAACAUGAAUACGAAAUUACCGGGGGAAAUGAAACUCAAAUAAUUCCCUGUGACGAAGACACGAAAGAUAUCCCGAGGACUUCGUUCAACUUCGUGAGGAUUAAGCAAAUUGCCGAUACGAACGCUGAUGCGAUUAUUGAUGUUAUUGGAGUUGUGAAAUCAGUCGGCGACGCGACGACGUUCACUGCCAAGUCGUCGCAGCGUGAGUUCACGAAGCGUGAACUCGUCUUGGUGGACGAAAGCCGAGCAGAAAUCAAUUUGACGCUCUGGGGAGACACAGCUGUGAAAUUUGAGCACGCUGACAACCCAGUCAUUGCCAUUAAGGGUGUCAAGGUGUCGGGCUUUGGCGGGAAGUCGCUGUCGACCACACAGUCUUCUUCCAUUUUUACGAACCCCGUGGACGUUCCCGAGGCUCACAAGUUACGAGGCUGGUUCGACAACGGGGGAAGAACGGAAGUGGUUGAAGCCCUGACGACGCAAGGGGGAUCAUCUGGAGGACACGUUUCCGGAGACCUGGGCUCUGUGGCAUUGGCGAAAUUGCCGAUCCCGGGCACGGAUGCCCGUUACGACGCAGUAUUGGCGUGUCCGGUGUCUUUCCGCGAAGCCAAUGCCGUGUACAAGUCCUGCAGCAACAAGGAUUGCAAGCGGAAAGUGCAGGAUGCCAAUGACGGAACUUACUUGUGUCCCAAGUGCAACAUCCCGAACAACACCGAGUUUACUUACAGAUACAUGCUGAAUGCGAAUGUGCGUGACGCUACGGACGGAGUUUGGGUCACAUUUUUCGACGAACAAGCCAAGCAGAUUCUAGGAGCUGAUGCCCAAGUCGUGGGCCAGGCUUUUUCGGACGAGGAGGAAUCCACGGCGCACAGGAUUUUCCAAGAAGCCCUCUUCCAACCUCAUUUGUUCAAGCUCCGUGGCAAAAUGGAAACUUACAAUGAUGACAAUCGCCUGAAAACUACUUGCGUGACAGUCCAGAAGUUGUCUACGGAUGAGCAAAUCAACUUCUUGGAGAAGGAGAUUGCCCGCUUGUGCAAUAAGCUGAAUGUCACGCCGGACUCG